This is a messenger RNA of Dermochelys coriacea (leatherback sea turtle), 2058 nucleotides long. RefSeq lists its product as uncharacterized. The transcript has 2 exons. The coding region runs from base 956 to 1651 and encodes 231 amino acids. The record is from RefSeq and is a predicted model, not a curated record. Lineage: Eukaryota; Metazoa; Chordata; Testudines; Dermochelyidae.
AUUUUAGCUGACUCACUUCUCAGCCAUCUCAACAGAAGAAUUCAUGCAUAUUCAAAAAUAAACAACCGUUUGCUUUUUUUAAAAGGUGACCUUGACAGUACUGUUAAUCUUUCAGAAGUUUAAUUGAAUUCUAUUCAGAGGACAUCAAUACAGAAAUAUUUGAAGAAUGGGUACAAUGGUGCUCACUUUUAAAGCAGGUUUCAGAGUAGCAGCCGUGUUAGUCUGUAUUCGCAAAAAGAAAGGAGUACUUGUGGCACCUUAGAGACUAACAAAUUUAUUUGAGCAUAAGCUUUCAUGAGCUACAGCUCACUUCAUCGGAUGCUUAUAAAGCAGUUUGCCUCCAAGCUGUUAUCACAAGCUCUGCCUACACCACUGCAAAUGAUGAUAAUCAACAUGCAUAAUUUGCAAACAGCAUUUCCAAAUGUCUUUAUUGCACAACGCAUUUACCUGACACUACCAGUCUCAAAGUGCAGUGGUGAAAGGUUUUUGUUUUUUUUUUGUUUUUUUCCAUUUAAAAAGGAUAAAAAGUUCUUUAUGUGCUACAACAGUUCAAGAAAGACUUAACAAUCUCAGGCCUGGUCUACACUAAGCAGUUUUGUUGACAAAACAUGGGAGGUGUACAAAUGGCAGUGCUCCUUCUGCGGACAAAACUCUCCUGCUUUGCCACCAGAAUAAACCUACCUCGAUGAGAGGUAUAGAGCUUUUUGUGGCAAAUUCAUAUUGACAGAGUGUGAGUGUAGACCCCACGCUUGGUUAUGUCACCGUAAAUGGCCUUCAGGAGGUGUCCCACAAUGCCCAUCCUGACCACUCUGAGUCAGCAGUUUGAACUCAGCUGCACUGUACCAAGGCACAUAGGCAUCUGCCCCUCCCCCUUGAAAGCACUGGGAAUUUUUGAAAUUCCACUUCGUUAGCUUGGUAUGGACAUCGCAUCUUCCUAGCUGACUAUGGUUACUCCAUGCAGCUCCCGCUUGGAGCACACCAAAGCUGUGCUGGAUCUGCUGAGUAUGUGGGGAAAGGAAGCUGCAUAGUCCCACCUCCACUCCAGCCACAGGAACUUCGAUACCUACAGGCAAUUUCUCAUGGCUUGUUGGAAAAGGGCUACAAACAGGACAUGCAGCAGUGCCAUGCGAAGAUAAAGGAGCUGAGACAGGCGUACCAGAAGGCAAGGGAGGCAAACCAUCACUCUGGUCCUGCAUUGAAGACCUGCUGCUUCUACAAGGAGCUGGAUGCCAUCCUUCGCAGCAACCCAACCUGCACUGCCACAAGCCCUGUGAAUACUUCGGCGGCGCUGGAGGCAGUGGACUUAACACCAAGGACAAAGUCAUGGAUGAGGAGGUCAAUUUGGAGGAUGAUGUGGAGUACGCAGCAGGGUUGUCUGGUGGUGCAGCAAGUCAGGAACUGUUUUCCGCACCAGAGGGGUCUAGCCAGUCCCAACAGUCCAUCUCUGACACGCAUAAUGCAGGAGAGGAGAGUCUUAAUGUGGCCUUCAGGGCAGCCCCUUACACACUGGCUUGAGUACAUUCCAGAUAAAGAAGCAACCAAGGCAGAGCAAGGAGGACAUUUCAGAGAGGUGUUCCAAUCUUCAGAGGCCAUUGGGGGGAGGGGGGGAAGAAUCAAGGAAGUGGAGAGACACCCUCAAGGAAAAAUUUAAAAUAGAAAGCCGGGACAGAAAGGAGAGUGAGGAGUGAAUUGUAAAGGAUCAGGAGUAGAUGAUUAAAAUGAUGGAGGCGCAAACAAAGAUAUUGUAGUCCCUAAUAAUGCUCCAGGCUGAACGCAUGCAUGCUCGCCACUUCUCCACCUCAGCUGAUACAGAAUGGCUUUCCAUGCCCUCCCCAAACUCCUCCCACACAUUCCAUCUCCGUACCACGUUCACUUCACCCCUUCAUUCAGCUUCUAAAAUGAUAGCUGGACUUACACGUAACAUUGCAGGACAGCGUAGGCUCUCAUAGCUAUGUCCUUUCCCACGAAGCCUUCUGUGGGUGGUGUUAAUUGGUAUUUAAUGUUACCGGAUUUGCCCCUUACUUUGAGGUCUGCUCAUUUAUUAGGGUUACUCUUCUG